This is a messenger RNA of Ciona intestinalis (vase tunicate), 1316 nucleotides long. Its product is annotated as L-serine dehydratase/L-threonine deaminase-like. Gene Ontology annotation, biological process: L-serine catabolic process; L-threonine catabolic process. Gene Ontology annotation, molecular function: threonine deaminase activity; L-serine ammonia-lyase activity. NCBI's taxonomy places the organism in Eukaryota, Metazoa, Chordata, Ascidiacea, Phlebobranchia, Cionidae. The record is from RefSeq and is a predicted model, not a curated record.
UUUUCUUUGUAUAUUUUGUCCUCCUUCUUAAAAAACAUCGUGUCCUUUUCAAACAGUGUCGAACCUGUUUAAUCUCAAAGAAUUUAAGGUACGGGAAAAUCGCCUGUAGCGCUUGACAGCUACAGGAUGUGUAGUGCUAUAAAACAAACACAACGUGUAAUUUAAAACAUGGCUUCGGAAACGUUGUACAUUGCGGCGCCUUAUAAACACAGUCGAGCACUUAGCAAGGCUUCUGGUGUUGAAGUAUGGAUGAAACUUGAAAAUUGUCAGCCGUCUGGUUCUUUUAAAACACGUGGCAUUUCUCACAUGUGUGUAAAACAUAAGAACAGUCCACGAUUCGUAUGUUCAUCUGGCGGUAAUGCGGGGCUAGCUGCUGCAUAUUCUGGGAAACAGCUCGGUGUACCUGUCACCAUAUUCGUACCACUAACCACCACGCAGUUGGUGAUUGAUAAACUGAAAGACGAAGGCGCGGACGUUGUAAGAGGGGGCGCAGCAUGGGACGAAUGCAACCAGAAUGCGUUGAAAUUCGUUGAAGAAACGGGCUCCGUAUACAUCCCACCGUUUGAGCACCCAUAUAUUUGGGAAGGGAAUUCGUCCAUAAUAGCUGAACUUGACAGCAAGCCAGACUUGGUGAUAUGCUCAGUAGGUGGGGGUGGUUUAAUGUGUGGGAUCGUGGAAGGGUUGGUGAAAAGAAAAUGGGAUGAUGUACCAGUGCUUGCUGUAGAAACACAUGGAUCUAAUAGUUUGUACCAGGCUGUACAAGCUGGAAAGCAAGUAACAUUGCCUGCAAUUACAAGCAUUGCAAUUACAUUGGGAGCAAAGACAAUUGGUAAACAAGCAUUUGAACUUACCAAAUCCCACCCAAUUAUACCAUGCCUUGUUUCAGACGAAGAUGUUGUGAAAACUAUAUCUCAAUUCUUAGAUGAUGAAAAGAUAUUGGUUGAGCCAGCUUGUGCUGCUUCUAUUGCUGUGUUAUACAAUGGAAAGUUAAAAGAGCUUGCAAGCUCAAACCCUAAACUUGGAAAUGUUAAAAAAGUUGUUCUUGUUGUUUGUGGUGGUAGUGGUGUAACUAUUGAAAUGCUUAAGAACUGGAAACAAAUGUUUAACAUAAAAUAAUACAGAAUGUGUUAUAACUUGUAUGUGUAUGUGUAAUUUAAAAAUGAUACAUUCUUAUUUGCUCUUCAAAAUAAUGAAAAUAUAUAACAUUCCUGUAUAUGUAUUAACAUAUUUUCACUUUUAAAUUCGUCGCAUUCAUUAUACCUCGUCUACAUGAGUGGUGUUUAAAACAUCAAAAUAAAUUUCAAUUUAUUACAGAA